Anthonomus grandis grandis is the source of this 6398-nucleotide messenger RNA. It is a transcript of the gene Kdm5, whose product is annotated as lysine-specific demethylase lid. Lineage: Eukaryota; Metazoa; Arthropoda; Insecta; Coleoptera; Curculionidae. The record is from RefSeq and is a predicted model, not a curated record. The coding region runs from base 655 to 5466 and encodes 1603 amino acids. Gene Ontology annotation, biological process: chromatin remodeling. Gene Ontology annotation, molecular function: DNA binding; histone demethylase activity. Gene Ontology annotation, cellular component: nucleus. The transcript has 9 exons.
CAACGUUGUCGGGUCGUCGCUCUUUGAAUGGAAAGGAAAGCAAAGUGAUGAACGAUAUGGUGGAUUAUAGCUGAGCCUAACCUUAAAAUGGUCAAAAAGAUUGCGGGGAAAACGUCAAAAAUGUUUAUAAAAAGGUGCUUGAAGAUUAUCUGAUUCGAUGGAACAUUUAAAAGUUUAAUGGAACGCCUUAAAAAAAUGGCAAAAAGUGAUUUUUGGUGUAGCCAGUCAGUGAUGUCGUGCGAUCGAUUCGGUAGUGAUGGGGGGGAGGUAUAUAAAUGUCUAGGAUAAAUGUAGGGAACGGAUGGAAAUGGUACACUGGUCCGUUUACUUUUUUAUUAUUUUUCAAUUUUUGUGGUACCAAAAAGUGUUGAGAAAAUGUUAAGUAUUGUGUUUUAUAUUUAUAGCUUCGUUAAUGUCGGGUGACGUAAAAUAAUUAGAUUUUCGGAAAGCGGGUGCAUUUUUCCGUGUCGUUUUUUCGAGUGCCUCGCGGACACACCACGGCCAAAAAUCGAGACAAUUAUGUGAAAUAUCCAAAAUGUUUUAUCGUAAAAUUGUUUAUUUCUCGCCCAUCCGAAACGAGAGCAUAGGCGCCUAUUCUAGGCUUACACCAUUAGCAUGGAGACAUUUUAAUUCAUGAUGUAAAUUAUUUUCAAAAUGACGACAAAAGAAAGACAAUUUACUAAUGGCUGUACAAAUACUACUACUGUCAAUGGAAUAAAAUCCAACCCUGGAAGCUCAAAAAGUAGCCCUGUAAAAUGUAGUGAACUUUAUACCCAGUGCAAAGAAGAACCUUUUCAAUUUGAAGUGCCUCCUGAAGCCCCAGUUUUUUACCCCACAGAUGAAGAGUUUUCAGAUCCACUAGCUUAUAUUGCCAAAAUUAGACCUAUUGCAGAAAAUACAGGAAUAUGUAAAAUUAAACCACCUGGGAGGUGGCAGCCUCCGUUUGCUGUUGAUGUAGAUAAAUUAAGAUUCACCCCUAGGAUACAAAGAUUAAAUGAGCUAGAGGCCAAAACCCGCGUCAAACUAAACUUCCUUGAUCAAAUAGCGAAGUUUUGGGAGUUGCAAGGUUCAUCUCUCAAAAUUCCUAUGGUAGAAAGGAGGGUUCUUGACUUAUACACAUUACACAGAGUUGUCCAGAUCGAAGGUGGUUUCGAGGAAGUAACUAAACAAAGAAAGUGGUCCAAAGUGUCUGUCCGCAUGGGAUACCAAAUUGGGAAGAAUGUAGGAACCAUUUUAAAGCAGCAUUAUGAAAGACUGUUAUAUCCAUUUGAUGUUUUUAAAGAAGGGAAAAGAAUGCCACUUAACCUGGAUAAUCCUGAAUCUGGAAGCGACAAAACCGACAAAGACUAUAAACCACACGGCAUAGUAAACCGAAUGGCUGUUAAACCUCCAUCUGAUAAAAAUGCCAGGAGGUCCAAAAGAUUUGAAACUAAUGAUAAGGAUAAGACUGAAAUAGAGCUUAAGAUUAAAGAAGAAAAGCCUGAGGACGCCGAAACAGAUGACAAAAACAAGGAACUCAAACGACUGCAGUUUUACGGCGCAGGACCAAAAAUGGCUGGUUAUGAAGAUAAAAAAGAUCCCAAGCCAAAAAACAAACAUGGCAAAUUUGAUGUUGAUCCUUUAGCAAAGUAUGUGUGCCACAACUGCAGUAGAGGAGACACAGAGGAAUUUAUGCUGCUCUGCGAUGGAUGUGACGACAGUUAUCACACAUUUUGCCUGAUGCCUCCCUUGUCAGAAAUUCCAAAAGGUGAUUGGAGAUGUCCCAAAUGUGUAGCUGAAGAAGUCUCAAAACCAACUGAGGCUUUUGGAUUUGAGCAGGCCCAAAGGGAAUACACGCUACAACAGUUCGGUGAAAUGGCCGAUCAUUUUAAGUCAGAUUACUUCAACAUGCCUGUUCAUAUGGUAUCAACUAGCACAGUAGAACGUGAAUUUUGGCGCAUAGUUUCCUCGAUAGACGAAGAUGUCACAGUAGAGUAUGGAGCGGAUUUGCAUACAAUGGAUCACGGAUCGGGAUUCCCAACUAAAUCCUCAGCGAACCUUUUUCAAGGCGAUAAAGAGUAUGCCGAAUCCAGUUGGAAUUUGAACAACUUACCAGUAUUGGAAGGAUCAGUGUUAGGGUACAUUAAUGCCGAUAUAUCUGGAAUGAAGGUUCCUUGGAUGUAUGUAGGCAUGUGCUUUGCCACGUUUUGCUGGCACAAUGAGGACCAUUGGUCUUACUCCAUCAACUACCUUCAUUGGGGAGAAGCAAAAACUUGGUACGGCGUACCUGGAAGCAAAGCAGAAACUUUUGAGGAAACCAUGAAGUCCGCUGCUCCUGAACUCUUCCAUUCUCAACCCGAUUUGUUGCAUCAACUCGUCACUAUUAUGAACCCAAAUAUUUUAAUGGGAGCCGGCGUUCCAGUUUAUCGUACGGAUCAACAUGCCGGAGAGUUUGUCGUUACCUUCCCUAGGGCUUAUCAUGCUGGUUUUAAUCAAGGCUAUAACUUUGCUGAAGCGGUAAAUUUUGCCCCGGCAGACUGGCUCAGGAUGGGUCGCGAAUGUAUUCUUCACUAUUCACAUUUAAGGAGGUUCUGCGUGUUUUCGCACGAUGAAUUAGUAUGCAAAAUGGCGCUCGACAAUGAGAAGCUUGAUUUAACCAUUGCUGCUGCCACUUACCAAGAUAUGCUGGUUAUGGUGGACACUGAAAAGAAGUUGAGGAAGACUUUACUUGAUUGGGGUGUAACAAAUGCUGAACGCGAGGCCUUCGAAUUACUACCAGACGACGAACGCCAAUGCGAAGUCUGCAAAACCACUUGUUUCCUGUCAGCAAUCACUUGUGCAUGCUCAUCGUCCUCCCUCGUAUGCCUCAGGCAUUAUAAAAACCUUUGCGAAUGCCCUCCGAAAAGUCGAACUCUACGUUACAGGUACACCUUGGACGAGCUUCCUGUCAUGCUAAAAGCUUUGAAACUGAAAGCAGAAUCCUUUGAUCACUGGGUUGCAAAAGUGAAGGAUGCCUUGGACCCGAACACCCCUAAGACGUUAAAUUUGAACGAUUUGAAAGCGUUGCUUAACGAGGCCGAUGGCAAGAAGUUCCCCAAAUGUGAGCUGCUUCAAACAUUGACUAGCGCAGUUAUCGAUGCGGAGAAGUGUGCGAGCGUUAUCCACCAACUGGACUUAAACAAAAUGCGCACCAGAACAAGACAUUCAAACGAACCUAAAUACAAAUUAACCGUUGAAGAACUGACGCUGUUUUGUGACGAAAUUAAUAGUCUAGCGUGCAAUUUGGACGAAGCUAAAAGUAUUCAAGUUUUGCUUGAGCAGACUCGCAAGUUUGAAGCUACUAGCUACACCCAAUUGACCACGCCACUUUCGCAAAACAAUUUAACAGAACUCGAGGCCUGCCAGUCCCAUGGAAAUGAUUUAUGCAUCGAGCUACCGAAUCUGAAACUGAUUAACACUCGGAUUAAGCAAGUGCAGUGGCUGAAGGACCUUGAAGGCUACAAAAGCAAAUCAGACGUGUUCACUAUUGAAUUGAUUAAAAAUCUGAUCCAGCAAGGCAUUUCCAUACCACCUCAUCCAGAUCUAGAGAUGGAAUUAUCAAACUUACAAUGGCUUUUGGAAACCAGCCAGAAGUGGGAGGAAAAAGCUCAGGAAGUCUUAAAAUCGGAAGAUCCAACUGUGCUCGCGCAAGUUGAUAAGAUGCUAAAAGAGGCUUCAGAAAUCACAUGUCACUUGCCCUCUGAAGGUGUUUUGUAUGACGCAGUAAAAAAGGGACGUGAUUGGUUAAAACAGCUUGAAGAAAUGAACUCUGCUGAGUACUACCCAUAUUACAACGCCAUGGAAGACCUAAUUAAAAAAGGCAAACAAUUGACUCUUCAGCUGGUGGAAGUGGAUCGUAUGAACGAUUAUCUUGUCCUGGCAAAUGGCUGGAAAGAAAAAACCAUCCGUGCUUUCCUAAGAAAAGAUUCGACUUGCAAUUUAAUGGAAGCGUUGUCUCCAAGAACCACCAUGCCUAGCGUCUUUAAACCAAGCAAAAAAGCAAAGAAUGACGACGAUUCAAAAUCCAUUAGUUUCACAAACACAAUGGACCCAGCCACUGUAGUUGCGCUUUUCAAAGAAGCUGAGGAAGCAGAAAUGUCCAUGAUCAGCAAGCUGAGAUUAAUAAACAAAGCCAAAUCUUUGGACCCAACUGACACCAACAGCACCUUCUGCGUGUGCGGUAGAGGAUUAUUCGGGAUCAUGAUGAGGUGUGAACUGUGUCUAGACUGGUUCCACUCCACUUGCACCCAACUGCCAAAAAUCGCCACAACUAAAUUUAAGGGUAACUUUUUAAAUGUAGCAGCAGGGGUGGGUUUUAAAGACUGCAAAUAUAUUUGCCCAAAUUGUCAAAGAACUAAACGACCCAGAUUGGACACGAUUUUAAGUCUGCUGAUGUCGCUUCAGAAACUUUACGUUAGAGUGCCAGAAGGUGAAGCUCUGCAGUGUCUCACUGAACGAGCAAUGAACUGGCAGGAUCGCGCCCGACAACUCUUGCAAAACCCUGAACUGGAGAGGGCCAAAGUGAAAUUAGCUGCUGUAAGUCAAAGAUUCGUUGAGGCAGCAGCUCGACAAAGGACUGAGAAAAUAAUUUCAACCGAACUGAAACGAGCUUCCAAAAAUCCAGAACUGCACCAGCGGAUCCAGGAAAUUACUCCAUUUAGUGGCAUCAACGAGGAGGGAAUCGCUUGUGAUAGCGGAACAAAUGAUUCAGAUGACGCAUCUCGUGAAUCCUCCCGAGAUUCAGACGACCGAAUGGGAGAGCACGCUUACAGUCUUCACCUACCAAGAAACGACCCUGAAGACUGCAUGAUUAGAAUAGCCUCGGAUGUAAAGAAGCAAGCUGAAGAACUCUUUAUGGAGGGUGAAUUGCUGGAGGUUUAUUUAGACGAAACUUGGGCCUUGUGGAAGUUGAUACUUGGCACCAAAAACCCUGAACGUGAACUACUACUUAUCGAUUUCGACUCGCAUGGCAAGCCAACUCCCAAAAAGAGAGGCAGGAAACGUUUAUCAGACGACUUGGUUGACUCUACUAAGAAAUCCGUGAAAACUAUUAAAGAAGGGGAAAAGAAACUGCGGGGUAGAAAACAAAAAAGCGCAAUUAAAGAGACGCCGCAAAAGAAACAACGGGGUAAACGCAGAGGGAGACGUUGCCAAUCGACUGCUUCGAACAGUAGUGACAGCGAAGAUGAGGAUUGUGCAGCGAACGGCUGCCAAAGACCAUCAGGGCAAAACGUUGACUGGGUGCAGUGUGACGGGGGUUGUGAACAGUGGUUCCAUAUGGCGUGCGUCGGUUUAUCCGUCGAAGACAUUAACGAGGACGAAGAUUAUAUUUGUAUGACGUGUUCGAAAAGUACCACGUUUGAAAAUGUCGGUCCGUGUGAGAGUCGCUCUAGUAGUCCCCGAUCCCCUGAUUCAACACAACCUUCCACUUCUAAAGACGUUUCCUAGUGCUUACUAGUUUUUAGGUAAGGCACCGACUUUUUUUUUACUUUAUUCUAGGUAUUAAUUAAAUAUUUGUAUUAAAAUCUACUUUUUUUUGAUUUGGUGAUUCAUUGUGGAUAUGUAUUCAGUAAACGUAACAUAUAAUAAUGUUUAAGUGUCUUUUUACUAGUCUUUAUUUUUGUGGAAAAAGUUUUAGGUUGAUAUUUGAUAUUAGGGAGUCUUUGUGAGAAUGUAGCUUCUAAUCAUAAUAUUAUAUUACCUAAUUCCAACUUCUAUUUUGCUUUAUACACAUCUUUUGAUAAACUACUACAUGGCGUAAUUUUUUUUGGCCCACAUCAGUGUACAUAAAUAAGUUAAUAUUAAGAAAAUGUUAUAGUUUUAAGUUAGUUUCUCAUUUUGACAACAACUGUAGAUUAUGUUUUAAAAUGCCUUUUAUUUAUACAUUUUAUAUGAUGGAGAAAUUUUGAUUUUAUAUACAGGUGCCACUCUUUAUAUGCCACGUUGUGCUGAAUAUAUAUUAAACAAGCCUUAAAUAUUUGUUUGUGAUAAAAAGUAUAUAUAUACAUAUAUAAUAUAAUUGUACAUUAAUAAUCACAUUUUUACAAAUUUUCACAUAAACUGCUGUAAAUUCAGUGUUCUCUUUCAAUGUAAAAAAAAAUUAAGGUAAUUAACAUCUAUUAUUGCUAAAUUGAAAUAUUACAGUAAAUUUAUUGAUUGUAUAUAGUUAAUGUUACUAAAUUGUAUCUUGCAGCUGUUUAUGUGUGCCUUUUUUUAACAUAUUUAUACUUUAAUUAAUAUCAAGAUUGCAACAUAGUUUAACGUUGUAAAUGGGGCUUUGUUUAGAUACAAAUAGUAAGAGUAAAGCCAGUUAGCAAUAGGGGUUUGGAUCAUAGCAACAUUUUUUUGACGCUAUUUUCCUACUUAAUUAAGUUUACUCA